CGCAUGCGCCCAGCUUCAAAAAUGUGCCUACAUAGGAUGGCAUAGAACCGGGGGGAGGGGCACCGGGGAGGGGGAGGGCACCCAUGAUUUCCGCUACCGGUUCGGACAAACUGGUCUGAACCGUUUGAAUCCCACCUCUGUUCCUGAGAAAAUGUAUUGAAACCAAUAAGAUAUGUGUGGAUCACAUCAGGACUUGGAUGGGCCACCUUGGAUCUACGUAUCUGGACAAUGGCAAGAUAUAUGUGUAGAUGUUUAUGGUGACUCUACUCUCCUAACUGUAGGAAAAACUCUUGGAAAAAUGAGUUUGGACAAUCUGUUAAUUUCCGAGAUGGACAAAGAACUCCCUGGUUUGCAGAAUGGAUUUUAAAAACGUGGGUCCUUGGUCCUCUCUUUUGAAAAGCACCUUUGGGACAACAAAGUCAGAUGGUUUUCAUUCGUGGGUGAAGGCCAACAGCAUAUUCCAGGGCUGUAGACGAUGAGAGGAAAGUAAAAUAACAUUACGGAGGAACUCCUAGAAGCUACAGUUGGUGCAGAAUGUAGUGGUACAAGUAUUUAUGGGUGUAACUUGGUACACCCAUGUCCUGCCUUUGCUUUGCUUUGAGUUUCACUGGCUUCUGGGUACGAUUGAAGGUGCCAAUUGUCACCUAUCAUGUACGAGGCUGGGUCUGCUUCUCUGCUUGUCUCUAUUUGGUAGGCUCUCUGUCGUGUCCCACCCCCUACUCCGACGAACGAGUCAAGGAACUCCGUAACAAACUUGGCAACAAAGCCUCUGCAGCUUGCCAAGUUUCUUCGAGGUUUAUCAGGGCAGGCAGGAGUCCAAGCUGUGACUUCAGCGAUAGGGUCUGGUAUCAGCAAACUCGAUAAGACUUUGCUUGACUCAAGGUUGGAAUGCCAAAAGCAGUCCUUUAUAUAGGCUGUGGGGUGUGGCUCCAUGACUCAGCAUUUAUCCAGGCCUGCCCCUCCCUUCCUUCUGCUGGCGUCGCCUCUCAGAUCUCCGGAAGCAAGGAUCCUCCCACUUUGAAUUGUCUUCAGCUGGAUCUGCUGUCUGGGAAAGGGAGGGGUCAGAAGGAGUAGGCCCGAGCAAUUCCAAUUCCUGGCUGGCUUCCUGCUCUGACGGCUGAGCCAAAGGAACACACACUGUAUGAGUGAGAUUUAUCAGGUUACUCCUUUGACUCCUGGAAUGGUCUCCAGGCAUGGGGCCAGGGGCGGGGGCUGGAGGCAUGAUAGGCCGUUCAUCUUCAUUAUCAGACUCGGAGUCUGAUAAUAGGCCCGGUUGGAGAUGGGAGGGGCCCGACUGAGGAGAGGAGGGAGGACGAGUCACAACACUCUGUGUUGUCAGUGUGCGCACAGGUCUAUCUACCCAGGAGCGAGUACUGCAAACAGUGGUUUGUAUCAAAUAGUGGUUUUUAAUCUACAAUAGGAAUAUAGGAAUACUAUAUAUACACGUGCUACAAGCAUCAUCUAAACAAACAGCAAUUACAGCAGGGAAGAAACGCAAUGAACCAACAAACACUCUAGCCAGAGCCUCCUCUUAUUACACAGGCUCUUAAAGGGAUAACAGCCAAAGACCCUGCUGACUUGUUCCCCUCAUUGCAUCAGCUGGUCAGCUCUUAAAUUAUCACCUUGAAAUGUGUCCUGUCUGUUAAAAAGUGUCCUUUUCUGAAACCCAGGAAGUGUGCCUUUCUAUCACUAUACCCACCAUUUGGAACCCAAGAUUAGGUUGGCCGCUAUCCCAGUAUCCUUUCAAACAACCCUGAAGAAUUGCCUCUUUCUCCAAACAUGGAAGUUGGAGCUAGAAAGGUUUUAUUGUUUGAGUCUUGUUAUUAUCGAUCUCUGCUUGACUUUGUAUCUUUUUGGUUGCCCUCAGAAAAGUCCUGCACACGUUCCUUCUAAUGGGACAGAAGUGUAGGAAUCCAGGAAGGUUGAAGGUUGUAGACCACCAGGGACAUUAGAUCUCAGCGUUCAUAUACUUAAAAGAGAACCAGUUGGGUCGAGUGGUUAAGGCUCCAGGUAGAAACCAGGAAACCAUGCGUUCUAGUCCUGCCUUAGCCAUGACAGUCAGUUGGGUGACUUUGGGCCAAUCAACAGGAGAUGGUGACUUCUAGUCCUGCCUUAAGCAUGAAAGCCAGCUAUGUGACUUUGGGCUAAUCACUCUCUCUCAGCCCAACCUCACAGAGUUGUUGUUAUGAGGAAGGUGUGUUAGAUAGGGUAGAACAAGAAGCAAUGGGUGGAAACUAAUCAAGGAGAGAAGCAACUUAGAACUACUAAGGAGAAAUUUCCUGACAGAACAUUUAAUCAGUGGAACGACUUGCCUGCAGAAGUUGUGAAUGCUCCAACACUGGAAAUUUUUUAAGAAAAUGUUGGAUAACCAUUUGUCUGAGAUGGUGUAGGGUUUCCUGUCUGGGCAGGGGGGUUGGACUAGAAGACCUCCAAGGUCCCUUCCAACUCUGUUGUUGUUGUUGUUGUUAUUAUUAUUAUAUGUUGGCUGUCUUGAGCUAUUUGUAGAAAUAAUAAAGGUGGGUGAUAUAGAGAUAUAGAUGACAGAGAGAUACACACACACAUGUGCGUGAGUGCGCUGGUGCAUACACGCAAACACACACUUAAAAAGACAUCCAUACAAUUACGUGUCUUCCAGAAACCUGGUUGUUACUUAUGACAGAACUGCUGAUUGCAGCUGAUGGAUGGCCUACUUAAAGCAAAUUCCCUACAUUUUGUGUUGAUCAUUUAACUCAGGAGGUAAUGCUUAUGCAUAAGAUACAAGUCAUAUUACAGGGUGAAGCAGAGUAGGUAUUUAACAAAGCCAAUUAUAACAACCACAUAUUCUUUCAGGCGUGACUCUAUUCCAGCAAAGGAAUGGAAUUGUGGAAUUAUAAAUACUAUAAUCCUGUUUUCAUUCCACUGCUUUCUAGGUCGAGAUUUCACACUUCUCCAGAUUUGCUGAUGCAAUCUAUAAUAUAAUAAGGGGCCUCUGGUGGCUCAGCAGACUAAGUCUGUCUGUUAUUAACACAGCUGCCUGCAAUUACUGCAGGUUCUAGUCCCACCAGGCCCAAGGUUGACUCAGCCUUCCAUCCUUUAUAAGGUAGGUAAAAUGAGGACCCAGAUUGUUGGGGGCAAUAAAAGUUGACUUUGUAUAUAAUAUACAAAUGGAUGAAGACUAUUGCUUAACACAAUGUAAGCCGCCCUGAGUCUUCGAAGAAGGGCGGGAUAUAAAUUCAAAUAAAUAAAAUAAAUAAAUAAAUAAUCACUAAUGAGGAUCCUCUGAUUAAACUCAUAUGUGAUACUUUCUUAGUCAUCUCCUUCCUCUCAUAAGUAUACAAAUUGGUUCUGACAGAAUAAGCGACGUAAGCAGAUAAUUGGAAAGUAUGUAAUAAAUCUAACCAAAAAAAUGAAGAGAUCUAUUUUUUUUUCCAAGGAAAUAAAAAAAAUUGACUGAUGAGAGUUGCGUGGAAAUGGCAUAAAGCAGAAGUGGGUUUCAGCAGGUUCUGACCAGUUCUGGAGAACCGGUAGCAGAAAUUUUGAGUAGUUCGGAGAACCGGUAAAUACCGCCUUUGACUGGCCCUGCCCCCAUCUAUUCUCUGCCUCCCGAGUCCCAGCUGAUUGGGAGGAAAUGGGGAUUUUGCAGUAACCUUCUCCUGGAGUGGGGUGGGAAUGGAGAUUUUGCAGUAACCUUCCCCUGGAGUGGGGUGGGAAUGGAGAUUUUACAGUAUCCUUCCCCCGCCACACCCACCAAGCCAUGCUCCGCCCACCAAGCCACACCCACAGAACCGGUCGUAAAAAAAAUUUGAAACCCACCACUGGCAUAGAGGUAGUCCUCGGCUUACGACUGUUCACUUCAGUGCCCACUUGCAAUCACAACGGCAAUGAAAAAAUUUAGCGGGGAAGCCAUAUUCAUUUAACAACCAUGUUCCUAACUUGACAACUGCAGUGAUUCACUUAACAACCAUGUCAAGGAAGGUCGUAAAUUGGGGCAAAGCUAAUUUAAUAGCUCCCUUGCUUAGCAGUGGGGCUCCCAAGGUGCUUUUUCAGGAGGCAACUGGACUUCCUUGUUUUUUCUUUUUGAAGACGUUUCGCUUCUCAUCCAAGAAGCUUCUUCAGCUCUGACUGGAUACUGAGGAAUGGAAGGAUUUAUACUCCUUGGAGACAGCUGGUCAUUUGCAUCCUUUUUAGAGAGUCCUUGGGGCCACUUGGAUAUUUGUUUGUGUCCUCAGGAUUCCCUAAAUAGUGCAAAUGGUUCCUGUAGUCCGCAAUUUUUCCUCUGGAAAUCCAUUCCUACUCCCACACCAUUCCAAGGGUCUUCAUCCCAAAUUGUAUAGCUAAAAGUCUGUAGAGAUUCUCAGUCAUCCAGGUCAUGGUUGUCCCAAAGGUGCUUUUUCAGAAGGCAACUGGACUUUCUCGUUGUUUUUUUUUCUUUUUGAAGAGGUUUUGCUUCUCCUCCAAGAAGCUUUUUCAGCUCUGACUGGAUACUGGGGAAUGGAAGGAUUUAUAUUCCUUGCAGACAGCUGGUCAUUUGCAUCCUUUCAGAGAAUCGUUGAGGUCACUUGGAGGUUUGUCUGUGUCCUCAGGGUCAUCUGAGUUCCUGUAGUCUGCAAUUUUUCUGGAAAUCCAUUCCUACUCCCAUGCCAUUCAAAGGGUGUUCAUCCCCAAUUGUAUAGCUAACAGUCCAACAGUGCAAACUUUCAUGACCUGGGUGACUGAGAAUCUCUACAGACUUUUAGCAAUGGGGUUAUUUUAAAGAUGGAAAGACCAUUCACAGUUAAGGAGCUUCUGGUGGCUCAGACUGCUAAGACAGUCUGUUAUUAACACAGCUGCUUGCAAUUACUGCAGGUUCAAAUCCCACCAGGCCCAAGGUUGACUCAGCCUUCCAUCCUUUAUAAGGUAGGUAAAAUGAGGACCCAGAUUGUUGGGGGCAAUAAGUUGACUUUGUAUAUAAUAUACAAAUGGAUGAAGACUAUUGCUUGACAUAGUGUAAGCCGCCCUGAGUCUUCAGAGACGGGCGGGAUAUAAAUGCAAAUAAUAAAAAAAAAGGACAUAGAAUCACAUAGCCAUAGGGUGGGAAUUCAAGACUGUGAUGUUCAGGUGGACAGGAUAGCUGUCAAAGAGGACCCCAAAUUUUCCAACUACAAGAGAAAGAGCUAAGCAUUUGAAUGACAUUUCAACUGGGUUUGAGAUUAGAAACCUGUUCCGCUAUACCAGGGGUCUGCAAACUUGGCUCUUUUAAGACUUGUGGACUUCAACUCCCAGAGAUCCUCAGCCAGCUUUGAGUUGAAGUCCACAAGUCUUAAAAGAGCUAAGUUUGCAGACCCCUGUACUAGAUAUAUAUUUUGGGGGGCAAAACUGUGGCUCUCAUUAUUGACUUCCCAUUUAUAGGAUUCAGUAACAAGCUAGGAUAAGGUCAACAUGGCAACCUGUGCCAUGGCAUCCUUUGGCAACUGACAAAAUCAGUUGCUGCCAGCUUGUUUCUCAACCUCGGCCCCUUUAUCUGGACUUCAGUUCCCAGAAUUCCCCAAGUAGCCAUUCGAGGACAAAGGACAAGGUCUCCCAGGUAUCAGAAGCGUGCCAGCAUCAAAUGUUAAAUGUGUGUUGGAAGUGUAAAAACAAUGAAGGGACCUUUUUUACCAUCUAUGGUGGACAUGUGAUAAAGCAAAUAAAUAAAAAAUGUUGGACUAUGAACAUCAGCAUUCCAGAAAAAAACCCCAACUCCAAGUAAAAACUCUGAAGCAAGCAUUUUUCAAAGUUCUAUUUACUAGGAUAGGUAAACUGGCACAUCUGGGAAAACCCGAAUCUGAGAGGUCCAGGUUUCAGUAAAUCAAAACCCUCAAAACCAUCCCCUCACUCCCCAGUCGAUCACGUGCUCCAAUCGUCAUCCUUCCCAUCUCGAGACAGCAGUUCAACCACUCCUCCUCCAGAUGCAGGAUCGGCCUGACCUUGACCGAUAGGAAGAAUGCUACUAUGUCUAACUACAUUCACUCUACUAAAUCCUCCCUCCUACUUUCCCACACAUGAGAAAGUGGCAGCACAGAAGCUUCCGGCCUGAUAUGGCUUCCAAAGCUGACAGAACUCAUAUCUUAAUACAGAAAAUCUUGAAAAAUGGAGAUUAAAAAUGAAAUUUUUCCUCUUGGGUUUAAUGGAAAAAGAACUGGAGAAAAAACUUGGAGCUUCAUUACUAUAUAUGUUGACAACAGCAAGACUAUUGCAUGUGGGCAAAAAUGGAAGGGCACUUCGACUCCUACCAUGCAUGAACGGAUUAAAGAAAAGAACAUAAGUACUUUUGUUUCCACAUGGAAACCGCUUCUGAACUUCAUGCUUGACGUGGAAAAGCAUGAAACUUUGAUUUUCGGUUUUACAGAUUAGAUUGACAGAUCUUUCUAAAAAUUGUUCAUAUUAUUAUGAAAAAGCAAAAAGUUGUGAUUUGAUGUUAAUGCCUUAUUCUACUGUAACACGGAGAGUUGAAAGUCAACGUUUCUUUUUCUUUCCCUAGCUUUCCUCACUUUUCUUCCCCCUUUUCCCUUCUCCCUCCUUGUCCUCUUAUUUGCUUUUGUAUUUUGUAUUUUACAAUAGCUUAUAACGUAAUAGAAAUGUGAUAUAUGUAUGUAUAAAAGAAGAAGAAGCGUGCCAACAUCAUGCUGUAAUUUACACAGUGUCCGCCUCAUUUUUUUUUUUUGUCUUUGAAAUGACCAAAAGAAUUCAAGUUGUGGUUGUGUUUUGGCUCUUCGUCAUCUCAAACCUUUCAUUAGUGUGCUGUUAAUGGGAGUUUGGUCUACACAUAGUCUUUGUUGUUUGAAACUUAAUAAACGUGUUAUAUCUUCAAAGCGAUUUCAUGGCUUUAGGUCAAGGAUGUUUAACCUUGGCAACUUUAAGACUGGCGGACUUGUAUAAAUUAAAAGGCUGUAAGGUAAAAAUGGAAUAAGAUGAAAGACAAUGUUGAUAAUUAAAACAUAUGGGGGGAAUUCCAAGAAAUAUACUCAAUAAAUGGGAAAAUCGGGGUUGUCUGGACAUAGUGAGAAAUAUUGAAAAGAAAAUGAAUACAGCAAUAGAGAGAGAUAAGGAGGAGGAGAGAGAUGGAAGAAAGGGAGAAGGAGAGAGGGAAAGAAGAAAGGAAAGAGGAGAGGAAGAAAGGGAGGGGAAAUAAGAGUAGGAGAGAAGGUUAGAUAGGGAGGAAGAAUGGAGGCAGGGGAGAAAGGAAGGGGAAGCAGAGAAGGAGUAGGAGAGGAGAGAAGAAAGUAGGAAGGAUAAAAGAAGGGAGGGAGAAGAAUGAGAAAGAGAAGUAAGUUUGCUGUAAAACUAAAAAGAUGAAAUGGAAGAAAGUCAACCCCGAAUAUGUUUGAAUAUAUCAGGAUAAAAACUGAAUUACCUGAAAAAUAAUAAAAGAGAAUAUAUUAUGAGUAAAAAUGGAGAAAUUAGAACCUGAGGGUGAAAGAAGAUGUGGUUUAUAUAAAUGAGCAUAGAAAUAUUAAGACAUGAUUAAAAUAUGGAAAAAGAAUAUUUUGGCAGAAAUUGUAACUAAGUAAAAUGUAUUUGGAUAUGUUAAAUUGUAUAAGAUAUGAUAUGGCCAAUACUCUGUUCAUAAACUAUGUGUAUAUAUGUGUGGGGGGGAUCAAUAAAAAAUUGAUUUAAAAAAAAAAAGACUGGCGGACUUCAACUCAGCAUGACUGGCUGGGGAAUUUUGGUAGUUGAAGUCACCAGUCUUGCAAUUGCCAAGAGUGGGUACCUGUGUUUUAGAUGAUCUAUGUUCUGUCUACAAGAUUUCCCACAGCUUUUCUUAAACCUGGCCAAAUCCAUUGACUUGUCCAUGGAGAUAUCUGAUGAUAGUUUACUAUCUUCCAAAGGCAUGUCCAUCAUGUCUAUUAGGAAGCAAUUAUGGAGAUGAUCUACUGUCUUCCUACUCAUCUUUAAGAAUGCCCCCAAACCAACUUAUUGGUUCAUGUGUUACACAGAAUGCUAGAUUAGUUACAUCCCUGGCUUGAACGAUCAAAGGAUUGGAUAGUAAAAUAUAUGAAGAACAGCUGCAAGAAUUGGGUAUGUCUACUUUAAUCCACUUUAAUGUAGAAUGAAAGGGAUGCGGUGGCUCAGGGGCUAGGAUGUUGAGCUUGUCGAUCGAAAGGUCGGCAGCUCAGCGGUUCGAAUCCCUAGUGCUGCCGUGUAACGGGGUGAGCUCCCGUUACUUGUCCCAGCUUCUGCCAACCUAGCAGUUUCGAAAGCAUGUAAAAAUGCAAGUAGAAAAAAUAGGGACCACCUUUGGUGGGAAGGUAACAGCGUUCCGUGCACCUUUGGUGUUGAGUCAUACCGGCCACAUGACCACGGAGACGUCUUCGGACAGCGCUGGCUCUUCGGCUUUGAAACAGAGAUGAGCACUGCCCCCUAGAGUCAGCAACAACUAGCACGUAUGUGCGAGGGAACCUUUACCUUUUACUUUAAUGAAAAGACAGAUUAGGGAGUGACAUGAUGGCAGUCUUCCAAUAUUUGAGGGGCUCCUCACAAAGAAAAGGAGAUCAACCUAUUCUACAAAGCACCUGAAGGCAGGACAAAAAGCAAUGGACAGAAAUCCCAAAGGUUUUUUUUUUCAAGAGGCAACUGGACUUUCUGGUUCUUCCUUGAAGAUGUUUCCUUCUCAUCCAAGAAGCUUCUUCAGUUCUUCAAGGAAAAACCAGAAAGUCCAGCUGCCUCUUGUUAAAAGCACCUUUGGGACAACCAUGAGUUGGAUGACUGAGAAACUCAGUAGACAAUGGAUGGAAACUAACCAAGGAUAGUAGCAACCUAGAACUGAUUAAGGAGAAAUUUCCUGUCAGUGAGAACAAUUCAUCAGUGGAACAGCUUGCCUCUAGAAGUUGUGGGUGCUCUAUUGCUGGAGGUUUUUAAGAAAAGAUUGGACCACACUUUGUCUGAAAUGGUGGGUCUCCUGUUAAGCAAGGGGUUGGACUAGAAGAUCUCCAAGGUCCCUUCCAACUCUGUUAUUCUCUGAAGUUCUCAAGCCAAGCUUCAGAAUGGACCCCUUCUCCUAUCUAAGAUUCCGGCCAAUGGAAGCCAAGAAUGUUUCUUCUUUCCUCUUCAGCUUUUUUCCCAUUGGGCGAUUUAAGACAAUGGGGAAGCUGACAGCAAAUCAGGAGGCUUGGUUUGUUUUAGGAGCCCUAGAAUGUCCUUGGGUACCGGUUAAAACGAUGCAGUUAUAAAGCAUGGAAAAGAAGCAACAGAAGAAGGAUGGAGCUUCAGACAAAAAUUACCAAGACCUUGAGGCGGAGAAACAAAUGGUCAAGAAAAACCCGGAUAAGUACAGAGGCACGUUAGAACUACCAAAAUGGCCAUGCAAGCUGAAUCCACGAUUGCCUCAUGAUACCAAUGCUUUCGACUUUGCUCUAAGUCUCUCUUUUUCUACCUCAGUCAUUAAAUCAGCUGUUCUGAUCCAGCGGUGGUAUCGACGCUUUGUAGCCCGGCUCGAAAUGCGUCGGAGAUGCACCUGGCGCAUCUUCCAAUCCAUAGAAUAUGCAGGAGAACACGAUCAUAUAAAGCUCAAUCAUUUCUUUGACUAUCUCAUGGAGCACAUCACACCAAGAAACAAGAAAGACAGGGCGUUGAUUAACCGCAUACUGUCGGAGACGGAUGCUACGAAACAGAGCAAACUGGAAAAAACAAUGGAGUCUAUGGCGGUACCAGUCAGUUACAAAGGGCCUCGCCUUGGUUUCCCCCUGACGCCAGAUGACGCGGUUAAUGUCCUAGAAGCCUUCAGAAACAAUCAACAGCUUCAUCCUUACUAUGUUCUAAAACUCUUCCACGAAGUAGAACAGCAUCUCAGCCAGCUGCCAAAUAUCAACAGAAUCUCUACCUGCUACAGUGAGGAGAUCACCGUGUGUGGAGACUUACACGGGCAAAUAUUCGACUUGUUUCACAUAUUUUACAAGAAUGGACUUCCUUCUCCGCAGAAGUUGUACGUCUUCAAUGGCGACUUUGUUGACCGAGGUCCGCAUUCCAUUGAGAUCCUGAUCAUUAUCUUUAUUUUCCUCUUGAUUUAUCCCAAAGAGGUCCACCUGAAUAGAGGAAACCAUGAGGACUAUAUGAUCAAUUUCCGCUACGGGUUCACCAAGGAAGUCACACGGAAAUAUAAGGAUCACGCCCACAGACUUCUGUCAGUGAUCAAGAACGUUUUUAGCAGCAUCCCUUUGGCAACGGUUAUUGACAGGAAGGUCUUCAUUGUACAUGGAGGCAUAUCCGAUAAGACCGAUUUGGACCGGCUAGACAAAGUUGAGAGAUGUAAGAUUCUCUCUGUGCUAGCACCAAAGAGAAGGAGAACUUUGGACUAUACUGCAUCUGAAGGUAGCAAAAUGGUCAGGAGUGGUUCCACAAUCAGCGUCCCCCAAGGGGGACAAAAGUCAGUCCAGGAAGAUUCAAAAUCCGCCGGCAAGUCACCUGGAGUCCAAAAAAUCUCAGGACCCAGUUCAUCUCUGGAUUCAGAGGACUCAAGCGAAUCCACAAACGAUGACGAUGAUGACAUUGAACAGAUUCUCUCUGUGCUAGCACCAAAGAGAAGGAGAACUUUGGACUAUACUGCAUCUGAAGGUAGCAAAAUGGUCAGGAGUGGUUCCACAAUCAGCGUCCCCCAAGGGGGACAAAAGUCAGUCCAGGAAGAUUCAAAAUCCGCCGGCAAGUCACCUGGAGUCCAAAAAAUCUCAGGACCCAGUUCAUCUCUGGAUUCAGAGGACUCAAGCGAAUCCACAAACGAUGACGAUGAUGACAUUGAACAGGUGAUAGAUAUUUUAUGGAGUGACCCUGAUUCCAAACCUGGAUGCACAGAAAACUUAGAAAGGGGCGGAGGCUGUUACUUCGGACCUGAUGUGACAGAUAUGUUUUUGCGGAAACACAGCCUGCAGUUCAUCAUCCGCUCUCAUGAAUGCAAGCCAGAGGGUUAUGAAGUCGAUCACAAUCGGAAGGUCAUCACCAUAUUUUCGGCUUCAAACUAUUAUUCAGCGGGCAGUAACCGGGGUGCCUACAUCAAAUUGGGACCUGACCUCAUCCCUCAUUUUGUCCAGUUUCAAGCCACCAAAGGAGUAUCCCGCCAACUGAACAUUAUUCAAAGGACCAGCCGAGUGGAGGAGUCGGCGUACCACAUUUUAAAGGAGCAAUUGUUUGCUCACAGAUCAGAACUCAUUGCAGCAUUCAGGGGCUACGAUAAGAGGAACACAGGCCUCAUCACUGUAAACGACUGGGCAAAAGCCAUCGAGUCGGUCCUCCAGCUGGGACUGCCAUGGAGGAUGCUGAGACCGCAUCUGAUAUUGCAACUGACCAAUGGAAAGGUGGACUACAAGACGUGGCUCAAAGACAUCGUGACGGAAGAGAAAUCUUCCAUCCAAGAGCGCCUUCAGUCGAGUUUGCUGGAAAGCAUUUACCGAAACUUAUCCAAUCUGGAGACGAUCUUCAACCUGAUUGACGCCGAUUGUUCAGGAUUUAUUUGUCUCGAAGAGUUCAAUCAAAUUUGGAAGCUGUUCAGUUCCCAUAUGAACAUUGAUAUCUCCGAUGAAAACAUCCGCGAUUUGGCCCGCAGCAUUGAUUUCAACAAGGAUGGGAAAAUCGACUUCAACGAAUUCCUUGAGGCAUUCCGCCUGGUCAAACAACCAACUUCCCAGUGAAAAUCAAAGCCGCCAUGAACUGGGCUGGUGGGGUAAAACUGGUCUCGAAGCAAGCUUGCUAAUUCUGUACUCAUCUUUUACUUCAAAUCUGCCUCUGAACUAACCCCAAAUUGUGAAUUAUUUAUUGCUACCAAUGGAGCCAUUUUUACUUUUCUUAAAUUCAGCAGGAAAAAAAAAUUCUGGGGAAAAUUUUCCCUCAGUAACUUUCAAGCAUUGAAGCUUUUGUUUUGUUUUGUUUUGAAGUGCUUGAGAUAAUUCAAACGCUUGUGAUCAAAGCUGCAUUGCUUUUAAUAUCUUUACUCAAUUUUAAAGCAUAAUACAGUUUUAUCAACGGUAUCCAAUGACCGGACGUUUCCUUUUUGUUACAGCUUCAAUGUGGGUCUAAUAAAAAAAAAGUUUAUGUUAUCAUUGCCAAGUUUGGCUGAUUAAUAUAUUAGCAAAAGAAAGUUUUAAAAUUAAGUCUUACACAAUAAUGUCUAAUCCCAAAACAAAAAGUAUCUUUGUUUCAAGACUAUUUCAUUUACAUGUUGAUUUGUCAGACAGUUCCAGAUUUUUCCAAAACUGCUAUAGUACAGUUAUUUAAUUUUUCAAAAUUGCUGUACAGAGGCAUUAACAUAGAACAGUAGAAACUGGGUUUCUAACCAUCAUUGCUCAUCUAAAUUUC
Ahaetulla prasina is the source of this 12279-nucleotide messenger RNA. RefSeq names its product protein phosphatase with EF-hand domain 2 (gene PPEF2). Gene Ontology annotation, molecular function: iron ion binding; protein serine/threonine phosphatase activity; Hsp90 protein binding. Lineage: Eukaryota; Metazoa; Chordata; Lepidosauria; Squamata; Colubridae. Gene Ontology annotation, biological process: detection of stimulus involved in sensory perception; negative regulation of MAPK cascade. Gene Ontology annotation, cellular component: nucleus; cytosol. The coding region runs from base 9171 to 11615 and encodes 814 amino acids. The record is from RefSeq and is a predicted model, not a curated record. The transcript is spliced from 18 exons.